AUGACUGACGUAGCCGCACAACAGGACGACCCGGAACCCACCUUCAUCUCGGCCUUGCGUGAACUCGAGAGCCCCGUAAACGACGACGUCCUCAACCUAGCUGCCACGCUGGGUACCCACACGGAACACGGAGACGCCGUCAUCGUAGAGGUAGCAGAAGGUGUCGACGCCGACGACGACGACAUUGAACGCGCCCACGUGCACUAUCUCCGCGCUGCACGCGAGCGCGACCAGGCGCGAUUGAACCGAUCACAGGAGCGAUUGCGCCUGUUGGAACGGCAGCGCGACGAGCUUGAGCAGCGGGACCGACUACGACGAGUGAUGAGUCGUCUCAGCCGGCUCAGCGACAACAACUAUGGCGACCGCGUGCCCAGCCAGAACAGCCUGUAUGACUGGUCACCGGCCAGCGAGGCACCUGGCGCGCCCGAGAGCUCAUUGAGGUCGACGGCCAUUCUACAAUCUGCGGGCGUGCGACGGCAUCCACGCUUCUCAGCGCGCACCAGAGAAGCCACCACCAGCGAAGCACCCCCUCGCCACGUUUCACACCGCAGUCUUCGAGACAUGCUUGCCGCGAGAUCCAGCCUCUUCAGCGAAUCCUCAGAGCGAGACCGCCAGCCCACGCCGCGCCAGCGAUCUUCCGACACCAGAAUGUCACCCAUGCUUGAGCAGACGGUCAAGUAUCUGUCGCGCAUACGUCAUUGCCAGUCCGAAGACGAGAGCUGGGAGCGAGCGCGAGAUGCAGGUAUCCUGACCAAGGACUACUUCUUGCAACAUGCAGAUUUCGUUGCAGAUACCUCCGCCAUACCUCCACCCACCGAGACGUCGUGGUUAGCCCCAGGGGCAGUACUCUCGGGAUGCCAGCAUGCGACGACGAUGCCAGCUGUGACUACCUCGUAUAGUCGACACGCGGGGCUCCCUCCACCCAUCCGACCGUGGAUAUGGAACCCCUCCGAAGCAUCCACCAGUCGAAGCUCGCAGCACUCUGAAGCGCAACCACACCAAGACCGAUGGCCCGUAAAGGUCACGAUACACGACGUCGACUGGGAGCACAUGUCUCUCUCCGCGACCAUGGAAGCGUAUAACGUACCCUCCCACCCGCAUUCGCACACCAUCUUCCCCACCAACAAUGCCACGCCGCCCGUCACCCGCACAUCCUCCAUAACAACCUACCUCGAAGGCGAAAUCCUCGACUUCAACAACCACACCCUCCUCACCGAAUCCUUCAAAUCCAACGCCGCAAACGACGCAACAUACUGGCGCAAGCUGCCUCCCUUCCAAAAGAUGAACGACGAAGACGUCGUCAGGGCGCUAACUAGCAAGAAGUGGCUCACCGAAGUUCUAGGCCAGGACUGGAUACUCAUGCGCUGGAAAGAGCGGUGCUUCGUAAAGAGCUUGAACCGCAGCACACCAGACCCUGUCCAACCACCGCCCUCCACCACGAUACCCUCCUCGUUUGGCGCCGACGCCGGUCCAGCACCCAAUCCCUGGUCCUCGACUGCUUCCACAAACAACUACCCACCCUCCGCUCCGAAUACCUCCACGCAACCCUCGUCACAACUCCACCCCUCGCCCUACCGCAUAGUCCGCAAUGCGCAAACGGGUCGUGCUGAAGUCGAAAUCACGCCACAACCCCUCUUCAACGCAGUAACCAACGAUGCCGAACAUGCUACGUUUGAUGACUCGGGCUGCGGACUUACAAUCAGUGGCUUCUACUAUGUUGCGCUUGAUCGGCGGAGUGGGAUGCUUGAGGGGUUAUAUUAUGAUCCGCAGAGUAGUCCGUAUCAGUGUCUGAAGUUGGAGAGUGUCAACGGGGGGUUGAGGAGUGCUUGGGGGUUUAGGUGA
Molecule: messenger RNA, 1842 nt
Organism: Alternaria atra
Lineage: Eukaryota; Fungi; Ascomycota; Dothideomycetes; Pleosporales; Pleosporaceae
Exons: 1
Coding region: 1-1842 (613 amino acids)
Biological process (GO): protein targeting to vacuole; negative regulation of gluconeogenesis; proteasome-mediated ubiquitin-dependent protein catabolic process
Cellular component (GO): GID complex; extrinsic component of membrane
Source: RefSeq, a predicted model, not a curated record